Ipomoea triloba (trilobed morning glory) is the source of this 591-nucleotide messenger RNA. RefSeq lists its product as uncharacterized. The coding region runs from base 1 to 591 and encodes 196 amino acids. The transcript has 4 exons. The record is from RefSeq and is a predicted model, not a curated record. Lineage: Eukaryota; Viridiplantae; Streptophyta; Magnoliopsida; Solanales; Convolvulaceae.
AUGCGACAACCACUUGGUUAUACUGAUAUUCAAUUGCCUGAUUAUGUGUGUCUGUUAAAACAAUCUUUAUAUGAUUCUGCAUGUGUAGACCUACUGGUUUAUGUUGAUGAUAUUCUUGUGAUUGUGAAUGAUCCUAAACUUGUGAAUGAUCUGUUGUUGAAAUUAUCUACUGCAUUCAAGAUUAGGGAUCUUGGUGAACCAGGUUUCUUUCUUGGUAUUGAGAUGGUAAAGAAUGGUAAUGCUAUUAAUCUUUCACAACAAAGAUAUAUGACUGAUAUAUUGAAACGUGCUGGUAUGGCUGAAUGCAAACCUUUGGCUACUCCUAUAUCUACUACGAAAGUGUCUUCCUUGAUUUCUAUUGCAGAUCUUCAACCAACUAUGUCAGCAUAUGCAUGCACCUACGGUCUCACACUGAGAGCUCCUCAAACGGGUGUUGCGGCUAGUUGUCCUGAUGACCGUAAGCCUACUAGUGGUUAUGUUGUGUUUUUGGGAACCAAUCUUGUAUCAUGGGUGUGUAAGAAACAAAGAACAUUUGCUAGAUCUUCUAAGAAGCGGAAUAUAAAGCUCUGGCUGAUGUCUGUGCUGAAGUAA